Nothobranchius furzeri (turquoise killifish) is the source of this 11605-nucleotide messenger RNA. NCBI's taxonomy places the organism in Eukaryota, Metazoa, Chordata, Actinopteri, Cyprinodontiformes, Nothobranchiidae. The record is from RefSeq and is a predicted model, not a curated record.
UCAUUAUCUACAGGGGAAGGUUUUGAAUAGAAAGCCUGUGUUGACUUUCACAAAUCCAGCGGUGUCUCAGUAGACACACCCUGUUUGACUUCAGUGAGAUAAUUCUCAAUAUCAGUUCAAGCAACAGGUGGUUCAACAAAAAGAGACAAAGUAUUACUACAAUGUAUAUUUUAACAUGCAACAAAAGACAAAAUAAAAGGAAACUUGAGAUUAUAUUUGGUAUUUGAGAGUUGCUCUAAACAUGAAUGCAGUAUGAUUUUAAUGAUCACAUAAUGAGUAGAAGGAGUCACCGCUCAUCUGGGAAAGGUGCUUCAGGAAUUCCUGAUGAAGGUCUCUGGUGUAACAGCAAUAUUAAACUCGUUCCUACGCCCUUGUUACAUCCUCUCUAGUCUCUCUUCCCAUCUAACACUUUAUAAAUAAACUGAACUGAACUAAGAACAUCAGGAGGGAUGAAAUAAUUUGUUCCUCCAGAGAACUGAUUGUUGAAUUCCAGUAACAGAUGGAUCAGUUUUCUCUUUGUCCCUAAAAACCUGCAGCUGUGUGAUUCCAGCUAAAUCUGCUCUGUUGAUCGUUUCCCUCAGAUCUUCAACAGUUUCUCUUUCCACUGUUAUUAGUCUCAUUCUGUCACCUUUUGACCUGAACCUGUGUUCCACACCUUCAUCUCUUCCUUGUUGUUGCUGGUCCAACUCCAGUCCAGUAGGUGGCGCUAACGCGCCUUCACGCUGCCACAUGACCGGAAGCUGUUAUCAGAACUAGCUUGUUGUUAGCUACCAGCGCUAGCUUGCUGUGCUGGUGUGUGAGGGGAACCUCUGAGGCUCUGCAGCAACAAUGUCUUCAGCUCAGUCUCUGAGAGAGGUGAUCAGAGAGCGGCUAACUGCUGCUGCUGCAGAAAUCUUCUCCGAGUUUGAAAAAACCAUCGUCCGCUACGAGGAAGAGAUCGAUCGUCAGCGCAGACUGCUGGAGAUCAGCUGGAAACCACAGAUCAACUUACACAGAAUAGAACUCCCACUGCAUUAUGUCAGGACAGAUGAGGAGGUUCUGACUGACCAGCAGCUCUGGAACCAGGAGAGGACCUCCAGUUUGGAGCAGGAACAAGCAGAACCUUUACAGGAGGGACCAGAACCUCCACAGAUGAAAGUGGAGCAGGAUGAGCCAGAACCUUUGCAGAUUGUAAAACAAGAGGAGCUCUGCAUCAGUCAGGAUGAAGAGCAGUGUGUACUGAAGCAGGAGACGGUGACCUCCCUUGUGACUCCUGCUGGUGAGGAAAGAGACCACGAUGAAGCAGAACCAGACAGACACCAACUCCUUUUGUCACUGUUUCCUGAAGCUGAGAUCAGAGCUGCUGCUGCUCCGGGGUCAACAGAACUUCCAAAGCAUCAUAUCUGGGAAAAAGAAGAGGUUCUGACUGACCAGCAGCGCUCUGACCAAGAGUCAACCUCCCGUUUGGACCAGGAGGAACCAGAAGAUCUACUGAUCACAGAGGACCAGCCAGAACUCUAUAUCCAUCAGCAUGAAGGGCAGUUCCUUUUGAAUCAAAAACAUGUAACCUUCGUAGGGACUUAUCCUUGUAACGAAACAUACUGCCAUGAUCCAGAAUCCAAAAGGAAGCAACCCUUGAGUCAGAAUUCUACAGAAGCAGAGAACCAAGAUCAGGAUGGAUGCAAGAAAGAAAACUCAGAAUCAAACAGCAAUGAAGAACUGACACGUAAUAAAAGACGUCUGCGAAGCGAAGAUCACAGAGACGAUGUAGAUGUUCAGACACUGAAAAAGCACAAGAGGGCUCACAUAGGUGAGAGGCCAUUUUAUUGUAAGCUCUGUGGAAAAUCUUUCAUUCACAAGUUUGUUUUAUGUCGUCACAUGAGAACUCACACAGGUGAGAAGCCAUAUCCAUGUAACACUUGUGGUAAAUGUUUUACUGCCAGUAGUGACUUGACUACACACAUGAGAACUCACACUGGUGAGAAGCCAUAUCCAUGUAAAACUUGUGGUAAAUGUUUUACUGCCAGUAGUGUCUUGACUAAACACAUGAGAACUCAUACAGGUGAGAAGCCAUAUCCAUGUAACACUUGUGGUAAAUGUUUUAGUGCCAGUAAUACCUUGACUAAACACAUGAGAACUCACACAGGUGAGAAGCCAUAUCCAUGUAACACUUGUGGUAAAUGUUUUACUGUCGGUAGUAACUUGACUUAUCACAUGAGAACUCACACAGGUGAGAAGCCAUAUCCAUGUAACACUUGUGGUAAAUGUUUUACUGCCAGUAGUGACUUGACUAAACACAUGAGAACUCACACAGGUGAGAAGCCAUAUCCAUGUAACACUUGUGGUAAAUGUUUUACUGCCAGUAGUGCCUUGACUAAACACUUGAGAACUCACACAGGUGAGAAGCCAUAUCCAUGUAACACUUGUGGUAAAUGUUUUACUGCCAGUAGUGUCUUGACUACACACAUGAGAACUCACACAGGUGAGAAGCCAUAUCCUUGUAACACUUGUGGUAAAUGUUUUACUGCCAGUAGUGACUUGACUACACACAUGAGAACUCACACAGGCGAGAAGCCAUAUCCAUGUAACACUUGUGGUAAAUGUUUUACUGCCAGUAGUGACUUGACUAAACACAUGAGAACUCACACAGGUGAGAAGCCAUAUCCAUGUAACACCUGUGGUAAAUGUUUUACUGUCAGUAGUGACUUGACUAAACACAUGAGAACUCACACAGGUGAGAAGCCAUAUCCAUGUAAAACUUGUGGUAAAUGUUUUACUGCCAGUAGUGGCUUGACUUAUCACAUGAGAACUCACACAGGUGAGAAUAGGGAUGGGUACCUUUGACAUUUGAAUCGAUUCGGUACUAAUUCCCGGUACCUAGGAAUCGAUACCGGUACUUAACGGUACCAAUUUUAGAUACUUUUGAGUGUUUAAUAUUUUAAUUCUUUUAUAAUUAAAUAUAUAUUUUUCUCAAUAUAUAACCAUAUUUAUUAAAUAUCACAAUGAAUAGCAUACAACAGUUUGUAUUUUAACAUCGACCUUGUAGUUUUAUAAGCUGAUAAUUAAACUGAAGCAAACAUCUUUACUGUGAACUAAAUUUACUGUGUAUCUUCAUUCCUUUUGCCGUCCUUUUUCAUUUGAUUUUUCCUACUGGGAAGUUAGAAUUUCCGAGGAGUAAGCGAACGCACUAUUAGCUGAUAACAAUGGUGGCAAUGGAAGCUAACAUAUCAAGCUAACGUUAUCUUAAACAGUUUAUUUAGCUGCUGGAGCAGAUUUAAACAAUGAUGCCUCACACUUGGAUCAUUGUUGCUGGUUUCAUCUCCACCCAAUCACCCGUCGCAUUUAGUAAAGUGAAGCCAAACUUUAGAGCGUGUUCAUGUCCUUUUAGUCGGAAAAUCGGAGUUCUGAGGAGAAAGUGAACCCACCAUUAGUGGAACGGAAGCUAACAUAUCAAGCUAACGUUAUCUUAAACAUUUUAUUUACCUACAGGAGCAGAUUAAGAUGAGGAUGUCUCACUUAGAUCGUUGUCGCUGGUUUCAUCAUCACCCAGUUACCCAUCACAUUUAGUGAAGUGGACCCAAGCUUUAGCGUGCGUUAUUUCUACCAUGCUGCCCUGUUUACAACUGGCUCGCAGCGACCAACGACAUAACGCUCUUGCGCAUGCGCAGCUGUCUAGGCAAGUUCUCGUUAUGAAGGACGGGUACCGAAAUGAGGCACAGUUUCAAAUGAAGUGAAUCGGUAGCCUAGUGAACUAGACCAAAUUCUUUCUUUGCAAAGAAUGGUCUAGGCAUGCUCCAUUGGAACCUCAGCAGCUCCUACCAGGACUCUGGCUAGCCAAUCACAGCUCUCUAGAGGGGUUUCAAACACAUAAAGAGCUGUUAUUGGUCCAUAAUGGUGGGCCAAUCAGGGCACUCUAUAUGCCUGGUAGGUGGGAUGAUGCAACAGAGUGAAACAAGAGUAUGUCACAUUCAUUGUCCAGUGGAAUGCGGAGAUCAUUUGAAAGACAAGGGUAGAACCCGCCCCACAACCGAAAGCCGUCAAUGGAGCGUGGCCAGACUAAAUAAUACAUUUAUUUAGUCUGGCUUGCCAGGCUAGUGAAUCGGUGCGCAGUCGGUACUAUGGAAUUCGGUCGGUGCCUUAAAAAGCUCAGAAUUCGGUACCCAUCGCUAGGUGAGAAGCCAUAUCUAUGUAAUACUUGUGGUAAAUGUUUUACUGCCAGUGAUAUCUUGACUAAAUACAUGAGAACUCACACAGGUGAGAAGCCAUAUCCAGUUAACACUUGUGGUAAAUGUUUUACUGUCAGUAGUAACUUGAGUUAUCACAUGAGAACUCAAAACAAGUGAGAAGUAUUUUCCAAGUUUGGUCUGUAUGAGAUUUAGCCAGAUAUUUUCUUUACCUUUUUUUAAUUAUAAUUGACCACUCUGAGUUUUUCAUGCAGACUGAACAUGAAAAUAGUCUCCUACACCUUUCUCCUGCAUUAGCUUCUGAUAGAAAAUAGAUGAAACUCAUGUAUUUGAAAAUCCUCACAGAUCUGUCACACUGUGAAUUAGAAUUCAUGGACUCGACGAUCUUGAUUCAUGACAGGGAAGACUGUUGUUGUUUUAACGUCCGGUAAUCAGCAGUGGACGUCUCGGCUAGUUUAAGCUAAUUGUCAGCAUUAGCAACUACACCUCACAGCAGAAGGUCCUCCAGGCUCGUGUAUUUUGAGAGAUAAAAUAUCCAUGUUGCAAGUCAGUGGUAGAGUUGCACUGCUGUUAUCCAAUCUGGGGCGAGAUGUCCACAUAUCACGAAAUAAGACUCCAAAACCCGCCGUCUAAGGCCUAGUCCACACGUAGCCGUUUUUUUUUAAACGAAUAUCCGCCCCUCCAAAAGCUUGUAUCCACACCACCUCGUUUACAAAAAAAAAAAAAACUGUCCACACGUACCCGGAUAAACACGUUGUUAAGGACAUGCCAGACCUGUAGGCGGCAGUACUUCCCCCGUUCUUAACCUCGUCCUUCGUCUGUGGUCUUCCACAAGGAGCAGUAAUUCCGCUUGCAAAAACAAACAAGCAAAAAGCGCUUGGACAAUUGAUAAAGCGAGCGCAGCUCUGAGGGCAUCCAUGCUGUCGGCUAGUGUAAACACAGGUCGCACACGUGAUGUCAGCAUUUUUUGUCGCGGAAAGUGACGUUGCAGACCUUAAAACUCCGGUUUUGUCUGUCCACACGCAAACACCCAAAACGGAGAACACGCAGAUCUUCACUUUGGCCGGAGCUUUUAAAAAGAUCCGUUUUCGUGUGAAAAAACUCAGUUUUCGUGUGGAUGACAGGCCGUUUUGGCAGAUCCUCGGCUACGUGUGGACAGGGCCUAAAGCUCAGCUGUGAUGUGAGAAAAUUUUAGGUCUGAGAAAUGGUGCAACAGUAUAAUUGUUCCCCCUGAGAACCAUUUACGAGGUAUUCAAUCCUACCAGAGACCACCGCACUGAAAAAAAAAAUGUCACCCACUCAUUGAACACAUAAGCUAAUUCCAAAGCUCUGUUAAAGGCACACUGAGAUUUUUUUCUUUUCUUGAAUAAAAUUCUAUGUAGUCUAUUAACAAAUUAAUCUUUUUUCAUUGAUAUUUUUAGUAGUUUAUUCUAAUUUUAGCUGGAAAUUUUACAUUUUAACAUGCAUAAACUGUGGGUGGCCAAUAUUUUAAUUAUUUAGCAUUUUUCAUUAGUCUUUAUUUUCAAGGUUUGUUUUUGUUCUGUUUGGUUUUAGUUUCAUCUACUUUUUAGUUUCAGUUUAGUUUUUAUUAGUUUUAAUCAAUUUUUUAUAGGUUUUUGUAAUAUUAAGUUACAUAUCAGUGACAAGACUGAUAGUCUGAUACUGACUGUUGGAUAAAAACAGUAUUAGAUGCAUGGAAAAUGAUUUUGUCUUGGUACCAUCUGGUGUUUUUUAAUUGAAACGAAGGUUUAUUCCAUGUUCAUAUUUUGUUAUUAUUCUGUGCCUCCGGCAGGGAGGUUCGACCUUUUAAGUCUGCAGUUUUGUUAUCACGAAAGCUCCCUAGUGAAGUCCAGACGGAGCUUUUCUCUGUUAUACCAAGAACCAGGGAAAGUUUCCUUUCUGUGAGGGGGUGGAUUUGUUUAUCUUUAAUGUGUGUGUGUGUGGGGGUGUGCAUGUAUCGGGGACUUUGAGAGUGUUACGUGUGACAGGUUCGGCUGCCGGUUCGCUGGGGGAGGUUCGGCUGCCAGUUCGCCGUGUGUGUGUUUCUUUGAGAGUGGUUUUGCUGUGUGACAGGUUGGGCUGCUGUUUCGCUGUGUGUGUGUGAGAAAGAAAGAGGGAAGCGUUAAUUUGUUUCGGUGGCUGCCAAAUGUUAUCUGAAAGAAUUAUUUUACUAUACGCCCUCAUAAGCAGUCUGAUUGUCUUUCUAAUAAUUUUCAUACUAGAACUAAUCGGAGUUCUUCCAGCUUGUUUUACUAAACCAGUAAACAAAACAUCUUAGAUACGAUGGGGAAUACUAAAUCAAAAGACAGAGGAAGGGAGAAACAGCGAGAUGAGGCAGAUAAGACGGGUGGGCAGUCAGAACAGAAAAGACAGAGAGAAGGGGAAACAAAAAGAUAACGAAGGCGAAGCAGGGAAGGAUGUGUCCGUCUUCAGAAAACUAUGCGAUGAUUUAUCCCUUGGGCCAACUCCCCCGUCGUAUCGGGGAGCUGGUGAAGUGGCAGGUUCAGCUGCAGCUGCUCCUUCCGCUCCGCCGGCUGAAAGGAUGCACCCGUUCAAACCUGGAGAACAGUCAGAGAAGUGGGUCUCAGAUAUGAUGGAUGUGAUUCACUUGGUAAACCUGUUCUUUUUAAAGCUGCCGCUCUGGUGGCACAUGGCCCAGGUCAUGUGUCAUCAGGGGGAAUGAAUCAUUUUAACUUGUCAAACGUUUUGGUUCCGAUGGUCUUAGUUUAACAAUAUCAGUCCCUUUCUGGAAUGUAAACCAAAUGUUUACAUUGGCAGUCUAAACACCCAAGCCAAAUAUUACGAACUCUUUUACCUGUUUUCUUUUACUGUUUUGACUAAUUAGGUUAAUUUUGAAAGAAGUGGUUUAAUUUUGAUCUUUGUCAAUUUCUUUGGAGUAAUGAGCUGAUUUUGUGAGGCUUAUUUUUAAAUUUUACGGUGAGUUCUUCUCACCACAUUCUAUUUUAUCAUUUUCUUUGAUCUUUGUGCUGGAAUUCUACACAACGCAGUACAACCAUUAGUGAAAUUUUGUUUAGUACUGCUACAGUAAGGGUGAACUGCCAUUUUGUUUACCCUUUUGCUUGUUUUGAAUAGGUCAGUCAGCUAGGGUUAGAUACAUGCAUUCAGGUUUUUAUUAUAUGAUGUUUUAGGGGUUGUGAGAGCUAGAUUUGUUUGUUUUUUUUGGCCUUCGUUCACCCUGAAGCAAUCGCAGUGGAUCCAGCCUGUUAGAAAAUAGAUUUCCUACCCUAUUCAGGGUUCAUGGUUAAAACUCUGUUCUCUUCUGUUGCUGAGACAGUUUUUUCUUAUCUAAUGGUUUUUUAUUAUGACUAGUCCAUGUUGUUUGAGUUUAUUCAGUCCUGGGUCAAUAUAUGUUAACCUUUUCUUUUCUGUGACUGUUUACAUGUUUUGUUUUGACCCUAAAACACCUUAUCUUUAAACAAUAAAGGACAUCCUUACUAAUGAUUUUAUUUUUCUUGGUUUACCUGCCAUAAGCAGACAUCUUAUCCAGUUGGGAUUUAUGGACAUAAUGAUUUGAAUUGCUGCUUUAAAAAGGUGUUCGGAUCUUUCAUAACUUUAGAAAUUUCUUAUCAAAUGAGUCUUGUCAACCAUUGAUGGGGUUAUGUUUAGGGCUGGGACUUGAUUAAAAAUUUUUAAUUACAGGCUUUGUAAUUAAUUAAUCUCAAUUAAUCGCAUUUUAAUCGUUCAGGAAAAUGUGCUCUCAAAGUAAAAUUUUAAUUAAAAUUAUGAGACAGAGAAUCAAACAUUAGACAUGGUUAUUACUGUAAACUAAAGCUUUUAAUAAAAAUAUGCAUUUUAAUUAUUCAAAUGUCCCUGUGUGCUAUGAAACAAAACCCAAAUCAACUAAAAUUUAUAAUUACAAAUAGAAAACACCUGCAAAUGGUUCCUGAGCCUUUAAAUAGUCUCUGUCUGUCAGGAACCGAGUUCUGAAGACCCGUGAAGACGCCAACACAGUAAAAAUAUAUAAAAAAAGUCUUUAUUGAAGGCAGAGGUACCUGGAGAGCAAGGUUGAGGCAGGUUCAGAGACAGGCAAGGUCCAAAUGGCAGGCAGUGAGCAAGGCAGGGGUCAGGAGAAAAACGAGGUCUGGAGGCUGAGAUCAGGCAGGGUGGAUGGCUGGAGAAUUACUGGCAGGGCUGUAAUAAUCUGGCAUCUGUUGACUGGAUGGCUGGUUCUUUUAUAGCAGGGGAAGCAGGUGUAUGGGAUGAGGCUCAUUACAGGAGCAGGUGGAAUGAAUGGAGCUGAUUGAAGCUGACAGAGGUUGCUGGGGAAAACAGGGCUUGGCUGGAGCUUGGUGAGAGGACAAGGUGAGCUGAAUGAGGAGGAAAUGAUAAGGCAGAUGAGGGUAAAGGAUGGGAGUCAUGACACUGUCUAGUUGAAUGACUGAAAUAAAUUUGACUUUGCACCAGAUUAAUUUUUCCAGUUUCACUUGUUUGUAUAAUUGGGAGUUUUUAUUAGCAUCUCUACUCAUAAUGUAGUAAAAACACAUAAAUAAUAAUCCUUCAAAAUGACAGUAGAACAGGCACAAAUAUGAUCUAGGACUUAAAUGUACUAACUUUUAACACCAGAGCAGGCGUGCCAUAUUCUGAGAAUGAUCAGGAACACUAACUGGUUCCAGUUGGAUGACUGGAGGAUGAUGGGAUGAUAAAAGAUCAUGGCGAGGAAAUAAUGAUCUGACGAACAGGUGAGCGGACCUACAUGGGAAGUCCUGAUGUCACGUUAAGAAGGGGAUGCUGCAGACCCGCAGAUUCAUGCCUGCUGCAGCGAAUCUGGUGUGAUCUCCAGCCUGAUCACAACUUUCUCAUUCCUCGCUGCCCCUGAUGCACUGAAGCAUCCUCCCCUUAGCUGAUGACGGCUUCAGCACACCUCGCAGCUUAAUGAUAGUAAUGCAUGUGAUGUUUAGACAGCGACUCGUCUCAGAAAAAUAUAAUUCCCCGACAGAAUUGUUUAGAAAAUCAUCAGAAAAGUUUCAGAGUGUUUCUGUUUUAACUUAAACUUCUGUUUUCAACUGUAAGACACGUUGUUUGUGAUUGUUUACUGAGUAGUGAGAACACGGAGCGUUCUCCCAGCGGCAGCCAGGUGCCUCUCGUUUGUCUGACUACUUUCAUAAACUACUGUUAGGGCACAGAAUUUUUCUGUCUGGUGCUUUCAGCGCUGCACAGAUGUUACGUAAAUGUUAAAAAUAUAGCUUACCGCAACUUUUGUAAAGUUCCCGUUGCCACCGGGCGGCCGCAGCAGAGACGAUCUCUGAAAAAUGUCCGCGACACGGACUCCGUUGUUGUCUGGAAGUUUUUUUUUCCAAGUUAAGAAAAGAGGCGGACGUGUUUCCUAAAUCCUGCAUCAGUCCAAGCAAGGCAACUUCUUUCUGUUUUUAUUCGGUUUUAGUAGCCAUUAGCACUGUGCAUUGUUGUGUGCGUCAGUGAUAUUCAGUCUACGAGGAAAUCGUGCAAUGACAAAGGUUCUGCCGUGCUUGAAAUGCAAGCUGCAAUUAAAUGCGUAAAUUUUUUUUAACGCGUUAUUUUUUUCUAAUUAAUUAAUCGUGAUUAACGCGUUAAAGUCCCGGCCCUAGUUAUUUUAAUUAGUGGUGUAGGUUAGUUUAAUAUAUCACGGAACAUGAGUUAAUGAAUAUGCUUUGAUGUGGUUUAUUGAUAAACUGAGUCACAAUUCUAACUCACUAAUUGACUUUUGAGUUACUGGCAUCUUACUCAGGUCUUUUGAUAUGACAUUGUGUUUAUUGUUAUUAUUUUAUCUUUUGUUGUUCAAACAGUUACGUUCAGGGGGAACGCAAUGCUAGGUUUUUUCCUGUAUAUCACGGUCCUUUUUAACACAUAAAAGAAUGUCUCAGGGCAUUUUCUGUCCAUCUCAGUAUUUUGUAACUCUGUAACUGGAGGGGGCCCAGCCUUCUUCGUCCUGUUUGUAUGCUGACCUCACAUGUGUGUGUGGUCUUGAUUUUAGCUUAGGAUGAUACCAUGUGGACUGAGGUGGUCAGUUUCUGGUGAAUUUCAGCCCCACUGGGGGUCCCGAUUGGACUGAUUUGAAAGAAUAUUGGAUGGUAGUUGCUGAAGACAAGUCACAUUCCACAGUGAUCUCGCAGACUCUUUUGUGCUUUCUCGCUACCGGCCGUGAAACCAAGGAGAUUGGGGUCCUGAUGCAAGUGCUGCUACCAGAUGGGGCAUCAAGGUCACUCAUCUCAUCCCUCCCACUGCUGCGGAACUGCUGAGCGGGGCCGCCACGACUGCACCAUCCUCAUGCGAGCUCACCGAGGAUGGCAGAUAAGUAAACGAUCUGCCUUAAGCUUGCAGGGUCCACCAUACCGCUGCUGAUGUUGGUGGUCGCACUCUACCCUGGAACCGCCCCUCAGCAUCUGACAGAACGAGUGGAAACAGCAGCAGUUGGGGUAGCAACGGAAUCGACAACUGGUGGAUGAGGCUCCUCCUGAGCCCGUCCACAUGACACUGUGACCUGCCUCCAACGAUGUCAAGUUCCAGCGCCCCAAAUCUCCCGUCUGGUUUCAUGGCUCCCUGACCAAAAAGACAUCCCCUCACCGUCCCUGCCGUCAAAGGAUCCCACGUUGCUAUAACAACAUCAAAGUUGCUGACACACGCCUUUUGCUCAGGAUGGCUCUCUCUCCUGCCACACAACUGGUGUGGCCUAAAGUGCAGCUUGGCUCCCUGCCACCCGCCUCACAUCGCAUGAGGACGGCGUCCCUACGAGGACAUUCGAGCUGAAGUAAGAGAGUCUGGGUCUGUUAUGACCUUUUGCCCCUUCUCCACCAACAAAAACCAAGCCCCUCACAUCAACAGCCCCACCACCGGGAUUCAUCUGCAUCAUCAUCGACGAAAGUGCAACACCAUCCCAACGUGGUCUUCAUUGCUCUGCCCCCACUGCAGUCCCACAUAAUCCCGACUGAUAAGCCCUGUGAACCUCGGCUCUGCCCCAGUUAGAGCUGCUAAGCCCCCGACACCUCCCGUGCUUCAUAGAGUGGCUGUCAAAAAGAAAUUGGUAUCGGUUUUUUGACAAUGUUUGUUACUGUUAUCUUUAUCAUGGUCAUGAUUUACUUAGUUUUAAGCUGUGUUUAAGCCAUGUUUGGGGUAAGAGAAUGGUUGACAAGCUCAUGACAGAUGCUUUAGUUCAUAUUUUUCCUAAUAAAGCUGGUUUCAUUAUGAUGUCUACAAUGUGAACUGCAGUUUCUGUAACCAUUGUUGAUUGAUGUCCUGGUGAUCAGCACAGUUGAUUUUAUGUUCUUUUAUAUGUUUACUUAAUCAGUAUAAUCGUUGUCUUUUGAUUUUUGGUAUAAUCCUUGAGUUUGAUAUAAUCACUGCUAUAAUCAUUCAUUUUAUUACAGGUUGCCAACUAUUGGAGCUGCUUUAAUUUUGUUACAGGUUGUUACUUAUUUUUUAUAGCCCUUUAUAAAGGUCACUACUUC